This is a messenger RNA of Salmo salar (Atlantic salmon), 620 nucleotides long. Lineage: Eukaryota; Metazoa; Chordata; Actinopteri; Salmoniformes; Salmonidae. The record is from RefSeq and is a predicted model, not a curated record.
AACCCUCUAGUGCUCGUUAACCACCUCCAACGCCUCACCCCUACCCCCAACGCCUCACCCCUACCCCCAACGCCUCACCCCUACCUCCAACGCCUCACCCCUACCUCCAACGCCUCACCCCUACCUCCAACGCCUCACCCCUACCUCCAACGCCUCACCCCUACCUCCAACGCCUCACCCCUACCUCCAACGCCUCACCCCUACCCCCAACGCCUCACCCCUACCUCCAACGCCUCACCCCUACCUCCAACGCCUCACCCCUACCCCCAACGCCUCACCCCUACCUCCAACGCCUCACCCCUACCCCCAACGCCUCACCCCUACCUCCAACGCCUCACCCCUACCUCCAACGCCUCACCCCUACCUCCAACGCCUCACCCCUACCCCCAACGCCUCACCCCUACCUCCAACACCUCACUCCUACCCCCAACGCCUCACCCCUACCUCCAACGCCUCACCCCUACCCCCAACGCCUCACCCCUACCUCCAACGCCUCACCCCUACCUCCAACGCCUCACCCCUACCUCCAACGCCUCACCCCUACCCCCAACGCCUCACCCCUACCUCCAACGCCUCACCCCUACCCCCAACGCCUCACCCCUACCUCCAACACCUCACCG